AUGGACCUCACCAGCUCCUCAGCAGCGCUGGGGGAGAGACGUGAGCUGUCGGAACAGGAGGUGCUGGACUGGCUGAGCCGCCGCGGGUUUGCCCAUGCCCACGCCGCGCUCAUGGCGGAAACCUCAUCGCAGGCGCUGACGAAUGAUGACUCCCCUGCCAGGCAGCGCUUUGUGCGCGACGGUGCCCUAGAGGUGACGGCAAAUGGAGCGAUUCCGACAUCCGCCGAGCUUCAGGCAGCGCUGCGUGACAGUGUCGUGGAGGCCCUGUCCGCAUACAGGGACUUGGCGCGUGACGACAAUGUGCUCACCCUGCUAGAACGUUGGGACCCUCAGCUUUGCUCUCUUUAUGUGCAGCGGGCCGAAAAGCGCAGCGAGGAGGACCGCAGCAGCCUAGAGAGGUGGGCUCAGGUGGCCGAGGAAUCCAACGCGCAACUUCGCACCCGCGAGCGCGAACUGGACGUGCAGAUGAAGCAGACCGUAGCAAUCAUUGCGGAGCGCCUGCAGACUUUGGCCAGCUCGUUGGACCCGAUGCGCAAGGAUAUUCUUCUUCCGCUGCUUCGUACUGUGGCGGUGCUGGGCUCAUCCGGUACUGUGCGCGCUGCAGCGCGGCACAUGAUGCUAACUCUCUACAAGCGACCGAUGAUGGAGCAUCGAAUGGCCAUCGUGCAGGAGUGGCUGCGCGUAGCUCAGGAGGCACCCUCGCGAACGCUGGAGCAGGAGCUGAUUCCAGAGCUGUACACCCUCGUCAACGCACAGGCGUUUGAGCGACGGCUGCUGGCCCUCGAUUGCGCUGCUGCUGUGGCGCCGCUGUUGCGACACUCUCCGCAGGUGCGUUACUCGCUAUGCCAGGGAUUGCUGCGGCCAUUGUGUGAGGACGACACGUCCGCGGUACGCCGCGAGUUGCCACGCUGUCUCUCCUUGCUUUGGGGUGACGCCACGACCGCCGGGACUACGACCACCAUGAACUCGCCUGCGUCGGCAGGCGCCAUUCUGAGACCAAGCGUUGGGGGCGGACUACCGGCGGAGACAAACACCGUGCAUUCAUCUACAGCGCAUACAUCUGUUGAGGGCUUGCCUGGUGCCAUCACGGCGUCCUUGUCACCAACACAGCAGACGUUUUUCAUGGAGCUUCUGGUGCACUUAGCGACUGACAGCAACAGUCGAGCGGUGCGACAGGCGGCGCAGACGCAGUUGUGCGAGGUGCUUUAUCCGGUUUUUCUCCGGGACGGGGUGCUGCUAACGCAAUUCGUGCCUCUGCUGCUGACUGUGAUGGAGAUGGAGGCAACGCAGUGGCUGCUGCGCAAGGGAGUAGACAAAAACAUCAGCAGUGCUGCUGCUUUAGGCUCUGCCAACGCGGCCCACAUCGGGGAAUGGCAGAAAGGCCCCACGGACGAAUCCAACGCGUCUGCAGCGGCGGCACUGUCUCUCAGCAACGUCAUGACACUCAUCCAACUUCUUCACGCGGCCCUCCGCUGCGUUGCCGCAGAGUUGCUGCACAGUCGUGAGGCUGAGGGCCGCCGUGAUCGCUGCCAGGCCAGUGAUGGCUCGCAAACCUCGUCUUCAUUGUCGUCCGCCUAUGUGCGUGUUGUGCUUCCUAUCGCGUACAAUCUGCUCUCUAGCCUCCUAUCCAAGGUCCACCUCGCGUCCCUGACCACAGGUGGGGAAGGUGGCGCGCCGAGCAGUAGCGAUGCAAGUACCCGCUUGUGCGGUCCACUGUGCGCGCUGUGUGCCACACUCGCGUCGUUGGUACCGUUACUUGGUGCGCAGGUGUGGCAGGAAGUGGCACACUACUUGAAAGGGCCGCUCGCUUCUGGUCCGCGGCAUGAAGUUGAGGCUGCGGCCGUAGGCGAGGGCACUUCCGAACUGACAGCAGCGCGGCCACCCCCACCACCGCUACAGCCUCUCCCGCCGCAAAGUGCGAUGGGUGCUUCGCUGACUCAGCAGGAUCUGGAGAGGGGGCAGCUGCUCUUCGUGUUUUCCUUCUUCCUUUUCCUCUGCGGUGACGCCGUGACGCUGCCGCAAGGUGGAACAGGUGCCAGCGCGGAGGACGACGCUACAGCGUCGGAGAGGAAAAGGCAAACCACUGACAUGGAUGCUUUCACUCCUUCCACGCCGCCGCUUUCCGAGUCCCUCACCCCGAAGCGCAUCCGGAGGGAGAGUCUCCGCUUUGUCACUUGGAGCAUUUCGCUGGAGAGCGAGGACGUCAGCUGCCCCCGCUCUGCGCCUCUCAUGGCGUGCAUCCGGUGCGUGGCAGCCUUGACUCCCUUGGCGAUGGCGAGUCACGAGAUGGGGUCUGGCAUUUCAGGACUGGUGAGGUUUCUUGUGGCUUCACCAGACGUGCGGCAGCGACUGACGGCUGUGGUGCUGGCCCACGACACCUGCGCUGUGCUUGCAAGCGAGCGCCUGAAAGUAGUGCUACUGAUUGAGCCUCUGUUGCCCCUUCUCGAGGACCCGCAGCCAGCUGUGCAAGAGGCCGCCUUGUCUGGAGUCCUGUCCGUUUCAGUUGCCCUGACGGAGCCGCGGGCACAAGAGAAGGUCAUUCGACCCGUACUGCGUGUGGCGGACGCUACCGGAUGUACCUCGCGUUUCACCCGCUGCCUGCUACAGCAGCUCUACCAGCUCAUGCAGCGCAUGCCGGCCGAGCCGCGCGAGGCGCUUCUCUACCCGCAGCUCUCCCUACUCAUGGACCAUCUCGCCGAGCUGUGCGUGGAGCGGGUGUCCCAGGAAGUUUUUAGUGCCGCGCCGGCGGCAGCGAGGCGGUCGUCCAUGGCAUCGACGUCAGCGGGUGCACGAAUCGCCCUACAGGGGAGUGCCGGCAGUGAGCAGCGUGAUCUGGGUGAGUAUGACUGGGAGGAUACGAUGCUCGUGCUUAACGCGCUGCUGAACAGCAUCGUUAAGUGCGCUGUGGUGACUCCGACACUCGUCUAUCGGUACCUGCUGCCCGGCAUCCAGCAACUGUCCAGUGACGGUAUCUUGUCUGCAUGCAGCCCGUCACUGCGAUCACGCUGGCUGCGCCUGCACAAGAAUUACCAAGUCUUUAUGGAAAACAACAACGCCAGCCGGCUCGCUUCGAGUGGUGCCGCCUCGGCUGGCGGAAAGCCGAAGGUCGGUACAUUGCUGGACCGCUUUAAGCAUGAACUGAAGCGGCGACUGUGA
Molecule: messenger RNA, 3156 nt
Organism: Leishmania mexicana MHOM/GT/2001/U1103
Lineage: Eukaryota; Euglenozoa; Kinetoplastea; Trypanosomatida; Trypanosomatidae
Exons: 1
Coding region: 1-3156 (1051 amino acids)
Biological process (GO): intracellular cholesterol transport
Cellular component (GO): recycling endosome; trans-Golgi network
Source: RefSeq, a predicted model, not a curated record